CAGGAAAGCUAUUGGCUUGUUGUGAUUAGACAUACCUGGCUGGCCAGCCAGGAAACUCAAGAAGAUGGAGCAAGGAAGUUCAAAAGCCUAGGCCGACCUCUGUGCUUCUUGGAUUUCUGGAUCUCGGUUUACCCUUUUGUGCCCAAGAGCUGGACCAUGAGGCUGGCCGUGGCAGCCCUGCUCCUGGGCCUCACGAUGGUGGUCACCGGAGACGAGGGUGACAAUGACCUGUGCGUGUACGAGGCCCUGCCUGACAACGACGCUGUCCUCUGCAAGGGCCUUAAGGUUUCCUACCCAGAGUUGGGGAACCUCGGCUGCAUGGUUGUCCCGGAAUGCAACAACUACAGACAGAAGAUCACCUACUGGACCGAGCCGAUCGUCAAGUUCCCUGGGGCCUUGGACGGUGCAACCUACAUCCUGGUGAUGGUGGAUCCAGAUGCCCCCAGCAGGUCUUCUCCCAAAGCUCGAUUCUGGAGACAUUGGCUGGUGACAGAUAUCAAGAUGGGGAAACAAAGCCUGGUGAGAUCGAAUGAUGCAGUCUCUCAGCUAGGGGGUUGUAGAGGUGGGUCUUCAAUCCAGGCGACCGAACUCCAAACCACCAUCCCAUGUGGUCGGGCUUCACACCACAUCUCUCUCAUCAACUCCACUGUGGCGAGGGGCAUGUCAUGGUGCCCUUUCUGUAAAAUGGGCGCUGACAUGAAGAAAGGGAAGAUUCAGGGCCAGGAGUUAUCACCCUACCAGCCUCCUUCCCCACCAGCACAAAGUGGCUUCCAUCGCUACCAGUUCUUCGUCUAUCUUCAGGAAGGAAAGACCAUCUCUCUCCUUCCUAAAGAAAACAAAACUCGAGGCUCUUGGAAAAUGGACAGAUUUCUGAGCCGCUUCCACCUGGGCGAACCUGAAGCCAGCACCCAGUUCAUGACCCAAAAUUACCAGGACACGUUAAAUCACCAGGCUCCGGGAGGAAGCAGUGAGCCCGAGGACAAACCUGAACCGAGAUAGCUGCCCGCCAGACCUCAGGCUUCACGUUGCAGGUGUGUGCAUAGUGCUUACCACCCAUGGUCUGUGUAUGGAACCCACUCCGGGUAUGGAACCCUUUUUCUUCUGAAUAAAAAA
Eubalaena glacialis (North Atlantic right whale) is the source of this 1113-nucleotide messenger RNA. RefSeq names its product phosphatidylethanolamine binding protein 4 (gene PEBP4). The transcript is spliced from 8 exons. The record is from RefSeq and is a predicted model, not a curated record. The coding region runs from base 157 to 999 and encodes 280 amino acids. Lineage: Eukaryota; Metazoa; Chordata; Mammalia; Artiodactyla; Balaenidae.